CAUUUCAGCCAUAUUCCCAUUGCCAAACAACCCUGGCUCCGCUGUGGCAGUGGCGAGCUGCAGGCCUGCACAUUCUUUUCCCUUGUAUGGGUAAAUGCCUGAGCAGGGCUGGCUCUGUUUGGGACAGCCGGGCAAGGCGAUUGGCCAAUGGAGGAGUGGGAUGGGCCGGUUGAAGACUUUCUUUAAACAAACUUUUCAGUGGGACUGCCUGCUUCCCUUCCAACUAAGCACUGAGACCCAGACAGAAGGCCUCAGAGAACUCCCCAAAACAACUACAAUUCACCUGAAGCCAAGGCCCAUCCAACCACCAUCAUGUCGAGCAAACGUGCAAAGGGGAAGACCACCAAGAAGCGGCCCCAGAGGGCCACGUCCAACGUGUUCGCCAUGUUCGACCAGUCUCAGAUCCAGGAGUUCAAGGAGGCCUUCAACAUGAUCGACCAGAACCGAGACGGCUUCAUCGACAAGGAGGAUCUUCAUGACAUGCUGGCCUCACUGGGUAAGAACCCGUCAGAUGAGUACCUGGAGGGGAUGAUGGCGGAGGCGCCGGGGCCCAUCAACUUCACCAUGUUUCUCACCAUGUUCGGAGAGCGCCUCAACGGCACCGACCCCGAGGACGUUAUCCGCAACGCCUUCGCCUGCUUCGACGAGGAGGGUUCUGGAGUGCUCCACGAGGACCACCUGCGAGAGUUACUGACCACAAUGGGCGACCGUUUCACUGAUGAGGAAGUGGACGAGCUGUUCCGUGAGGCGCCUAUCGACACGAAGGGCAACUUCAACUACGCCGAGUUCACCCGCAUCCUCAAACACGGAGCUAAGGACAAGGACGACAUGUAGGGAGAGACAACUGCUUUGCGGCCCACACACAGUGCUUUUUUUUAGAUGGAAUGGACUUCUCUUUUAUAGUCAAUGGUGAUUAUCCAUUGAGGAGUGUAUCUCAAUAAGUCUGUAGUGGCUUCCUCUCUGUAUCCUUUCUGAGAUUCCCAGUGAUCUGAAUAUUGCUUUACUCUAAUCCAUUCCAGGAAAGGUGACAAGGUGAAAGGAAGCAAUAUUAGACUCUUGAGAUGCACUGAACGCCUUUUGUAUGUGUGCCCCACUCCCCCUAAAAAGCAUUCCACACUACAUACCAGCCAAGUACCUCUUCUUGCCUCACACCAGCACCACCUCUGUAAAGAACUGCACCUUCUAUCCAGGAGCUGUGUUGGAAAACCACAUUGUAAUGGACUCUUCUAUUCUAUUAAUGUAAUGUUUUUGACGGGUUGUAUGUUACCUUCAUUGCUUAAAUGCUUAUCAUUCCACCCUUCUUUCGUUGGACAUGUUUCCCAGUGCUAGUCAUAUCUCCUUGUCAUCUGGUCAGGUCUAUUCUAACUCUGCCUGCAUUGAUGCACCACAACCUCAUUCAAGAUAAAACACUCAACAUGAAGGGUCAGACCUGUACACGAAAGCGAGGGAUGAUGUCGUGAAGAAAGUCAGCCUUUUGAAAUUGUUUACUCGUUGCUCUUUCAUAAGAGAGAACAGAAGGAAGAGGUUGGGCUUGGUUGUGUUCGGGUAUAAUCAUGUUUGGGUUGAAUUAUUGUUAAAGGAAAAUGAUCAUGCCUGUAUAGGACUAACGAAGGACCCUGAAGUGACAUUCCACUGUGUCCUUUAUUCCAGAUGAGUAAUUUCAAUGUCCUGCUGCAUUCAGUGCAGCAUUCAAUACCUUUUAAUAUUCUAUCAGAGAAAAUAAAAUAUAAACUGAUAUUC
This is a messenger RNA of Oncorhynchus kisutch (coho salmon), 1740 nucleotides long. Its product is annotated as myosin regulatory light polypeptide 9-like. Bases 313 to 834 code for a protein of 173 amino acids. The record is from RefSeq and is a predicted model, not a curated record. Lineage: Eukaryota; Metazoa; Chordata; Actinopteri; Salmoniformes; Salmonidae. Gene Ontology annotation, molecular function: calcium ion binding. The transcript is spliced from 4 exons.